Molecule: messenger RNA, 4100 nt
Organism: Salvelinus sp. IW2-2015
Lineage: Eukaryota; Metazoa; Chordata; Actinopteri; Salmoniformes; Salmonidae
Gene: znf704
Product: zinc finger protein 704
Biological process (GO): regulation of transcription by RNA polymerase II
Cellular component (GO): nucleus
Molecular function (GO): DNA-binding transcription factor activity; RNA polymerase II cis-regulatory region sequence-specific DNA binding
Source: RefSeq, a predicted model, not a curated record
UGCUCUCUCACGAGUUUAGAGGGAACAGUCAGGAAAACAAACAGGUCGAACGAAGAAAUAUCAGUAGCCGGUCUGUUGAAGAGGUUAUUUCACGGGGAAUGGCUUGUUUUCAUGCAUUUGUUAAUCCAUGCAUGUAGCUUUUUCUACACAUAUUCGUGCUUUCGAAUAUCGUUCGUUUUGACCCGUGCUAGCAGCAGAGUAUGUUGCCGCUUUCUAACAUUUGGUUUGGGUUUAUGGAGCACGUAGUCUAUCCGCUGCGGUGUUGUGUUUUUCAUGUCAGUGUUUAUCAAUUCUAACUCGACGUCCAUAGAUAGAUAUUGACCGCAUUCCGCUUUAAAUUCGGUACUAUACAUUUAUCGCUAUGCAUACGAGGCGUUUGGUGAAGCGUUCAAUCCUGGGGAGCCGGGUGUAUGCGCCGAGUCCGACAGGGGACGGGGCUCCGUUGACAGGAGUGGUACAGGCUGUCAAGCAGGAAAACAGAGAUGUUUCAACUGGACCUCGACGUAACGUCUACACGUUACUAAUGCAAGACGGAAGCCUGAAAGAAUUCUCCGAGGACGAGAUAGCCGUGGGCUUCAACCAAACGACGGCGAAAGGACCGCUCAAAUCCAGCUUGAAGCAGAGCUCCUGUAACGGCCGGGGGGACGGGACUCCACACCAGGGCCAGAACGGGGAGGCCAACUCCCUGAGCCCAGAUGCGGUGGAGGGGGAGCGGGCAGUGGAUGGCAGGAGGACAGGGCGCACCUUGGAGGGUCCUGAGAGGGACCACACCCGCUCUGUCUCCCUGCUGGACCAGAAACGCAAGGUGGUGUCAUCCAGCAUCGAUGUGCCCCAUGCCAGGAAGUCAGAGGAGGAAGUGGACAUGGACAAGGUGACAGCUGCCAUGGUUCUGACCAGCCUGUCCAGCAGUCCACUGGUCAGGAGCCCCCCUGUCAAAGUCAGCGAGGGUCUGAAUGGCUCGUGGAAGGAGAGUGGUGGGGGCUUCACCCCCUCCAGUUACAGCAGCAGUGGUUAUUGGAGCUGGAGCGGCCCUAGUGACCAGUCCAACCCGUCCACCCCCUCCCCACCGCUAUCUGCAGACAGCUUCAAGCCUUUCCGCAUGUCCAGCAUCAACGGCCCACCCCCCGACGAUGCCAUCGACGAACAGGAUGGCAGCAGCCUGCUCUUCGACGAGCCAAUCCCACGCAAGCGCAAGAACUCCAUGAAGGUGAUGUUUAAGUGUCUGUGGAAGAACUGUGGGAAGGUUCUGAGCACGGCUGCUGGGAUACAGAGACACAUCCGGACCGUUCACCUGGGGCGUAACUGUGACUCUGACUGCAGUGACGGAGAGGAGGAUUUCUACUACUCAGAGAUAAAACUCAACACAGACUCAGUGGCUGACGGUCUGAGCAGCCUGUCCCCCGUCUCCCCCUCCGUACUCUCCCCCAUCUCUCCCCCCCAUGACAACCUCAGACGACCCCCUGCAGAGGGCAGCAACGGGACCAAUGGGAACAAGGAUAAUCACACCCACUCCAACAGCACGCCCCUCAGUCGCUCCGCCCCCAGCGCCCUCUACCUCAUCCACGCAGAACACGCCUACCAGGCCACAGCUCCAGUCACCAUCCCCUUCUCAGGCUCUGGGUCUGGCCCUGGCCCAGGCUCUGCUGCCUCAGGCUCUGCUGCCUCAGGCUCUGCUGCCUCAGGCUCUGCUGCCUCAGGCUCUGCUGCCUCAGGCUCUGCUGCCUCAGGCUCUGCUGCCUCCACCUCCUUCACCCCCAACAGCAGCUCAACCUUCAGUAUCUCCUGGCAGUCACCUCCUGUCACCUUCACUGGCACAGCUGCAUCUCCCACCCACAGUCGGACACAGAGCUUCGGGGAGCAGCGGUCCCAGACAAUAGCAGUCCUCUCCUCCCCUCCCAGAGCCACUGGCUCACUCAGCCGUAAGUCCCGUGGCGAGGGUAAGAAGUGUCGUAAAGUGUACGGAAUGGAGAACAGGGACAUGUGGUGCACUGCCUGCCGAUGGAAGAAAGCCUGCCAGAGAUUUACCGACUGAACCAACCAAGUAACCGACCAGCCGUGAGGGUUGCCCGUGGGAACGAGGGGUGUUCCUUUCUGUUCCCUUCCUACGCAUGCGUUGUCACUCCAAAACCAACGUUGUCACACCCCUCUACAGUCCUGGUCCACUCCACCCCAACCCUAACCCGACCCCUCCUGACCCACCCCAGCAGGACCAAGGGGGUGGAGCCUCCUACUGUUUUGAGUAUAUCCCAAGCUAACUCCAGCUCCCUCCCAAGACAAAAAUAACCUCGGACCUAAUCGUCAGGUCAGCCAUAAAGGGACCAGAAAAGAGGCAKAUUUUGUCCCAGAACGUCUCAAUAUUUUUGUUUUUACUGAGAAUGGGCUUUUUUUGCUUUGAGAGAAGGCCAUAAUAAAAAGAGAACGGGGGAAAAUCAUUGUUUCCCAUGUAGACUCCUUUCUUCCCCACUGGCGCACUCUUUCUGUUCCAGCCUGCUUCUUCUACUGGGUGCUCUGGAUCUCUACAACCACAGGCCCCCUCUCUUCCCCGUCCUCACCCCAGGGAAUGUAUCUUGUGUCUGGACUCGGCAGGGGGAGAGGGAGGGGUGGAUAGCACCCCCUAAAGGGGUUAAAUGGAUCAAUGCAACAACAGCAAAAAUACAAAUACACAGUCGGGAUGCAGAACAGACUAACCUUGUCAGCAGCAAUGAGCCCUACACCACAACCCUGCAUCACAACCGCAACACAGGACCACACAGUUUUCUAUCUACAUUUUAUAUAUAUAUAUCCAGUUGACUGAAGCUAAAAAGGGUCAUUUUCUUUCAGGGAGUGUUGAUCAAAAGAAAGGAAACAUUUCAAUAUAGUUAUUUACAGUGAGGGUUUUGGUCACAUGAUAUUUACUUGCAACCAAAAAGUUUAUUUUGUAUUUUUUUUAUGUGCCAUUUUCCCUAAUGGUGUUAUUUCUCUGUAUCUAUUCUUCUUGGUGUAUUGAAAGCACAAAAAGGACUGUUUUUGCUCACUAAGAACUCAAAACAUUACACCCCUCCCACACACUUUGGGGCAAAACAAUCAACCGACUUAAAAUGGGGCUGCAUACAAGCGCCCCUUCUUCCAUCAGGAGUUAGUUCGUAUUUCUAYCGUUUUGUUUACGGGCGCCAUUCUUUACCAAAGCCCGUAGGUCACCUACAAGAUGGAGGGUGUCCYCUCAAUUUUCCCUUUCCUUUCCAAUACCAAAAGUGAAGCAAGAACUUUUACUGUAUGUGUGUGAUGUGAAUGAACACUUGUAAAGGCAGUAUGUGGCAGUUCCUGUUGGGUUGGYGUGAACAUCUCACUCUCUCACCCUACUCACUCUUGUGUUGACCUUCCAGGUCUGAGAGAAUAUUGGUGAAGUAGGYAUGGUAACACCACUUGUACCAUACUGUGGCUGGUCCAGCCCAGACCACCUUGUUGGAAAAUGGGAAGCUUUUUGGGAGAUUUCUUUAACUCUGCACACUGCACUCACUCCAGCUCGGCUGGCACAUCACUCUAUGGGCUUCAUAAGUAGUAAGAAACUGUGUGAUUGAUGGGUGGCAGAGGCCGAUCCACUGGUGCAGCUACCUGAUUGGUUAUGUGGACCAGACUGACCCCACCCACUCCACUUCCUCCUGAUGAGACUGGCCACCUGGUUGGCUUGGACACGGGAGGUUGACUCACUUUUGAAAGUGACAUUACUGUACGUGGUGGAUUAUGAACUCUGAUGGAAUCACUCUGUUGUCACCUAGCUAGUUCUCUCUGUCUGGUAGCUCAGACACUCUCUUGGCUGUUCUAAGGCUGCGCACCGCAAGCCUUCUUCCAAAGUGUGGACUUGCACAUUUCCGGUCAUGGAUUUAACAAUGGUGUCCAGCCAGUGUUUACACCAAUCCUAUGCUUUUAAAUCCAUGAAUGGGAGUAUGCACAUUUUGGGACACAGCCUAAAACUCUUAUAUGAAGGUCAAUAUAACAAGGUCAAAGAAGUACACACAAAGAAAAGUCAACACACAGUCCAACACCAGCUAUAUAAACACACUAGUAAACCCACUCUGUUCACACCAGCUAUAUAAACACACUAGUAAACCCACUCUGUUCAC